Paecilomyces variotii is the source of this 831-nucleotide messenger RNA. RefSeq names its product synaptobrevin. The coding region runs from base 34 to 378 and encodes 114 amino acids. Gene Ontology annotation, biological process: vesicle-mediated transport; vesicle fusion. The record is from RefSeq and is a predicted model, not a curated record. NCBI's taxonomy places the organism in Eukaryota, Fungi, Ascomycota, Eurotiomycetes, Eurotiales, Thermoascaceae. Gene Ontology annotation, cellular component: SNARE complex; plasma membrane. Gene Ontology annotation, molecular function: syntaxin binding; SNAP receptor activity. The transcript is spliced from 3 exons.
UCGACCUGACCAAACCGCAUCGUUACCGUCACCAUGGCCGACCGCGAACAGCCCUACGACCCCUAUAUCCCCUCUGGUGGGAGCGCGCCCUCUGGGGGAAACCAGAGGACCGCAGCUUUACAGGCGCAAAUUGAUGAUACCGUGGGGGUGAUGCGCGAGAAUAUCAACAAGGUGUCGCAACGUGGAGAGCGCCUUGACUCCCUUCAGGACAAGACGGACAACCUGGCUGUAUCGGCACAGGGAUUCCGCAGAGGUGCCAACCGUGUGAGGAAGCAGAUGUGGUGGAAGGACAUGAAGAUGCGCGUGUGCCUGGUCAUUUGCGUCAUCAUCCUGAUCGUUGUCAUUGUUGUCCCUGCAGUUGUUGUGACGAAACACUGAGUCGAUGUAUACGGCAAAAUUGUUUUUGGGCACGGAUUUCGUUUUUUCUUUUUCUAAUUCCUUUACGGUGUACUCCUGGGGGAGAGUUGAAGGCCAGAUGUCUCUCGAAUGGAGCUCUGUCCUUCUGGUCUCCGCUCCAUGCUUCUCGGUCGGGCGUGAAUUAGCUGACUUCUGACGACUACUGAACCAUGCCUCCACCUUCGAUGCUGCGAGCUGACCUGACUCUGGGCGGGCGCUGGCAUACGAUUCCUCGAGGGUGAAGCUGUACAUGAUACUCCUGGUGAUUGCUGCAUGUUCUGUCUCUGUUACUCCUCCUGGUACCUCUUAGCGACUUAUAAUGAAUUGUGUGUCGGGCUUUCGAUUGCGUUGCAACAGAAACCCCCUGUCGACGUGUAACUUGUUCCAUAGAUGUAUGAAAAAAACCAUUCGUAUUCCACUGCAAGGUACUGAACU